Caretta caretta (loggerhead turtle) is the source of this 2041-nucleotide messenger RNA. The record is from RefSeq and is a predicted model, not a curated record. Lineage: Eukaryota; Metazoa; Chordata; Testudines; Cheloniidae.
UGAGCCACCCUCCACAGUCCCAGAGCCCGGCCAUGCUGAGCCGCCCCUCACAGUCCCAGAGCCCGGUCCCGCUGAGCCGCCCCCACAGUCCCAGAGUCCAGCCCCCCUGAGCCACCUGCCACCAGCUCCGCUGAGCCACCCUCCACAGUCCCAGAGCCCGGCCAUGCUGAGCCGCCCCUCACAGUCCCAGAGUCCGGCCAUGCUGAGCGCCUGCCACCAGCUCCGCUGAGCUGCUCCCCACAGUCCCAGAGUCCAACCCUCCUGAGCCACCCCCCACAGACCCAGAGCCCAGCCCCCCUGAGUCACUCCCCACAGUCCCAGAGCCCAGCCCCCAUGAGCUGCCUCCCACAGUCCCAGAGCCACUUACUGCCAUCCCCUCUAAGCUGUCUCCCACAGCCCCAGAGUCUGGCCCCCCAAGGUUGGCCACCCCCACCCCUGCUGAGCUGCCCCUUCCCCCGGAGUUGCCUCUCAGUGCCCUGGAGUUGGCUGUGUUUAGCAGGAUGUGGGAUCCCUCCACAGACCUGCCCCUGCUGGCGGGGAAGCAGGCCUGGCACAGUGAGCGGGCACAGCUGCAGAAUAUCCUGUGGGAACUGCAGAAGUCGACAGGCCAGGCUGGAGUGCAGGAGCAGCUGGAGGAGGUGCUGUCCCAUCUGCUGCAGGAGAACCGGGCCCUGCAGGCUGAGCUGGCGCUGUGGCAAUCUCAUGCCCGAGAGGAAUGUACCAUGCCUGCCACUGGAGACGGACAGCAUCAGGGGACCUCAGCCACCCCCACUGCAGCACCUCUAGGGGACAGAGGCCAGGGAGACCUUGCUUAUGUUCUCCGGACUGCCUGGCCGGGGGCACAGGAUGCCCAGACCCAGACGGAGGGGCCGGUGCCGGGCCAGCAGCACAGGGAGCUCAUCUCGGCAGCCUUCGACCACACUCAGUAUGAGCCCUAUGGGCUGCCUGAGGUCGUCAUGAAAGGUUUUGCUGACAUCCCCUCCGGCCCCUUCUGCCCCUAUGUCCUUCGGAGGGGGCUCCUGGGCAGCACUCCCUUGGCCCAGCUGGCACCCAAAGCUGAGCCGGAGGAGGAUCCCGCUGAAUCUGAUAUGGGCACCAGUGUCUGAGAGCAUCUGCUGGCUUGGGUGGCAGAAAUGUGCCCCCCCGUCCCCCUCCCCCCGCUACAAAGAUUCCUGAACUUGCCUGGAGCUCCCAGCUGCUAUGUGGCACCUUAUGGCUGAGAAGGGGAGUCCUUCCCCCGUUCCCUUCACAGGCUGGACAUGCGUAACCCUCUGGGAUUUAUUUUACAACCUGGCUUCCUUAAGGUGCUAAAAAUUGUGGAUACUAAAGCUCAAUGGGCUCAGAGCUGCUCAGUGCCCCCCUCCCUGCACACAAGGAAUGGGGCAGCUCAAUGAAUGGGGUUAAUUGGAAUCUCUGUCACCUCCUCCCCCCCCCCCCCACGCACACAGUUUGAAGGGAGUUAAGCCCUCUCUUCAUGGCUCAGGGAAUCAAAGGGCGGGUUGUGUCCACCCACCCAAAGUUUGGAGGAGCCACUGUGUUGAGUCAUCCCCCUUGAGAGGGCCACAGCAGAAGUGCCUCAGAAAGGGGGUGGUGCAGUGCAGGGAGUUUCCCCCCAGCCCCCAGCUCUGGGGUUUGUAUGUAACUCUGUCUCCCCCGGCCCCAAUAAAGUUCCUUGCCUCAGCUCCAGGCAGCUCCUGCCUGCAUCUUUCCAUCUUCGGGGGGUCUGGCAGCUGCAUUGCUCCCAAGCUAGUCUGGGCUGGAGACACCCCAUUCCUGUACAGGUCUCCAGCACUUCAGGGUGAGAGAGUGUUACAUCAGCCCCCACACAGAACCCAGACAUCUGCAGGCAGAGGGACAGUAGUGCCCCCACCCCAUUCUGCAGGGGGGAAAUGGGCACAGAGAAGGGACAUGGAGCAGCUGAGAAUUGAACCCAGGAGUCCUGCCACCUCCUCUGGGGCCAGGGAGGGAGCAGUGCAGCGGGACUUGGGGGGCUGCACCAUCCCAGGGAACCCCCAGCAAGGGGAACCCCUCUAUCCUAAAA